AUGGGAAAUACGCUGAGCUCCAUCCAAGAGAAGCUUACCAGGGAUCCUGGAGAGCGACCAAAGAGUUUCCUUUCUCAUUCAGGAUACCGAGAGAGGACCUGCUUAAAGUUGCACAGGGGCAGCCAGGCCUCCCACGAUGACCCUGGUCAAGCAGCCCUGACGGUACAGUGGCCGCUUUCUGUGUUUGCUGCUGGCAGCGGUAGCCCGCGUAGAGUGGAUCUCACACUGCGCCCUCAAUGUUCUAAAGGACAGUACUCUCCUUUGAAGCAUUUCACCUGCAAGCUGGAGAACCAGCAGCAGCACCAAGUUCGCAUCCUUCCACCUGCCAGGCGGGGUGCCUUGGAUCUGAUGCAGUCUGCGGGAGAGCCAACAGAGGAAGGACCAGAGAGCCAGGGAGAGCCAACAGAGGAAGGAAGGCCAGAGGGCCAGGGAAAGCCAAAGAGGAAGACCAGAGAGCCAGGGAAAGCCAAAGAGGAAGGAAGGCCAGAGAGCCAGGGAGAGCCAACAGAGGAAGGACCAGAGAGCCAGGGAGAGCCAACAGAGGAAGGAAGGCCAGAGGGCCAGGGAAAGCCAAAGAGGAAGACCAGAGAGCCAGGGAAAGCCAAAGAGGAAGGAAGGCCAGAGAGCCAGGGAGAGCCAACAGAGGAAGGACCAGAGAAGGAAGGAAGGCCAGCCAUGGAACCCAGGGCUGCAGGGAGGUGCCCAACGGGGGAUGCUGUACCCAGGAAAGCCCAAAGCAAAACCAAGGAGGGGCUGGCUCAGUGCCUCAAGGAAUACAAGGCCGUGCACCACAUGCAUGUGAGCCCUGAGAAGAUCGUAAGAGAAUCUGACCAGGUGGCUGGGGCUGAGAAUGAGGUGAAAACCAGACAGAAACUGGGGGGCUUUAUGUGGAUGCAACAAAGUUUACAGGACCCCUUCCACCCAAGGGGCCCUCGGGAACUCCGGGGUGGCUGUAGCGCCCCACAAAGGGGCUUUGAAGACUUCCUUUUAGUGUAG
Messenger RNA from Miniopterus natalensis, 996 nucleotides. The record is from RefSeq and is a predicted model, not a curated record. NCBI's taxonomy places the organism in Eukaryota, Metazoa, Chordata, Mammalia, Chiroptera, Miniopteridae.